AAUCAUGGUCUUCACCAUCGUCACCAUCAUCUUCCUCCCUCUCUCCUUCAUCGCCGCCAUGUUCACCAUCAACAUCCAAGAAUUCCCCCACCAACCCGGUAGCGACGAGCCGUCGCUCCCCCUCUCCUUCGUUGGCAAAUACAUGUUCGGCAUCGGCCUCGCAAUCUCCAUCCCCUUCAUCGCCAUCGCCCUCUCCUUCGACGCGAUCGGCGACUUCUUCCGCGAAGUCAAACGCAGAUUCCGCGACCGAAAAGCGAACGCACAGCACGCCCGUGCGGAUCACAACAACGAUACGCUUACAGACCCUUACGCUGGCAUCGAGAGACUUGACUACGGCGAUGCCAUGGAUACCCGCACGAUCGAAGAGGCGCUCAGCCGUAGCCGUAACCGCAGCCCGGCAUUUCGCCCAGACGGACGCCGCAGCAUCGAAAGCUACCUUAGCAGUGCGCGUGCCAACAGGUGGAACGACGGAGGCUCGCUACUUCCCGUCGCCAGUCGCAGCACUACUGCACGGAGCGGUGUAAAAGGCGGUAUGACCGUUCUGAAUGGCCUAGAUGGCGCCACGAGUCUGAAUCAGCGGCUCAGUGUUGAUAGGGCGGAGAGACAGGGUCCCAUUGAGCGGGUUAGUACUGGGUUCAGGAUGAGGAACAGUAGUGAUUUUCAACGGUGAAAUAUUGCUUCUUGUGACGCAACCCCUAUAUCGGUAUACAAGCGAGUUUAGAUUUUGCCUUGUUUUGAGUUGUCGUAGAUACCCUAUUUACCUAGUUAUACUUAGUCUUAUAUGAAAUGCAACGUACACAAUGACA
This is a messenger RNA of Bipolaris maydis ATCC 48331, 806 nucleotides long. Its product is annotated as ankyrin repeat and protein kinase. The record is from RefSeq and is a predicted model, not a curated record. Gene Ontology annotation, cellular component: ciliary inversin compartment; membrane. Gene Ontology annotation, molecular function: protein binding; metal ion transmembrane transporter activity. NCBI's taxonomy places the organism in Eukaryota, Fungi, Ascomycota, Dothideomycetes, Pleosporales, Pleosporaceae. Gene Ontology annotation, biological process: metal ion transport; protein localization to ciliary inversin compartment; transmembrane transport.